Spirodela intermedia is the source of this 2013-nucleotide messenger RNA. The record is from the annotation of a GenBank genome assembly. Lineage: Eukaryota; Viridiplantae; Streptophyta; Magnoliopsida; Alismatales; Araceae.
AUGGUGCAGUACAACUUCAAGAAGAUGACUGCGGUCCCAACAGGAAAGGACUUUAUUGACAUCAUCCUCUCGCGGACCCAGCGUCAGACCCCGACCGUGGUGCAUAAAGGGUAUGCCAUCUCCCGGCUCCGCCAGUUCUAUAUGAGGAAAGUGAAGUACACGCAGCAGAACUUUCAUGAGAAGCUCUCAACCAUCAUCGACGAGUUCCCCCGCUUGGACGACAUCCAUCCGUUCUACGGGGAUCUCCUUCACGUUCUUUACAACAAGGACCACUACAAGCUCGCUCUGGGGCAGAUCAACACCGCGAGGAACCUCAUCAGUAAGGUGGCGAAGGACUACGUCAAGCUGCUCAAGUUUGGGGAUUCGCUCUACCGCUGCAAAUCUCUGAAGGUCGCUGCACUUGGGCGCAUGUGCACGAUUAUGAAACGCAUCAGCCCCAGUUUGGCCUACUUGGAGCAGGUGCGGCAGCAUAUGGCUCGUCUCCCUUCGAUAGAUCCCAACACUCGCACCAUCUUGAUCUGUGGGUAUCCUAACGUGGGGAAGAGCUCUUUCAUUAAUAAGAUCACCAGGGCUGAUGUGGACGUCCAACCAUAUGCAUUCACGACAAAGUCUCUCUUCGUCGGUCACACGGAUUACAAGUACCUGAGAUACCAGGUGAUCGACACACCGGGUAUUCUGGAUCGCCCGUUUGAAGACAGGAAUAUCAUCGAGAUGUGCAGCAUCACGGCGCUGGCACAUCUCAGAGCCGCUGUCUUAUUCUUCCUGGAUGUGUCGGGCUCGUGUGGCUACAGCGUGGCGCAGCAGGCAGCUCUAUUCCACAGCAUAAAGUCGUUGUUUAUGAACAAGCCACUCAUAAUAGUGUGCAACAAGAUUGACUUGCAGGGCCUGGACGCGCUCCCUGAGGAGGACAUGAAGCUGGUGACGGAGAUGAAGGCCGAAGCUGCGAAGACGGUUGUGGCUCAGGGUGGGGAGGCGAGCGGCGAGGCGGUUCUCCUGACAAUGAGCACCUUGACCGAGGAUGGCGUGAUCGCCGUGAAGAAUGCAGCGUGUGAGAGGUUGCUGAAUCAAAGGGUGGAGAUAAAGAUGAAGUCGAAGAAGAUCAACGACUGCCUGAACAGAUUCCACGUUGCAAUGCCAAAGCCCCGUGACAAUAAGGAGCGGCCUCCGUGCAUACCGCAGGCGGUUCUGGAGGCCAGAGCCAAGGAGACUCAGCAGAAGGAGAAGAGGAAGCUCGAGAGGGACCUGGAAGACGAGAAUGGCGGUGCCGGAGUCUACUCUGCCAGUCUGAGGAAGCAUUACAUCUUGGCUGACGAGGAGUGGAAGGAGGACAUUAUGCCGGAAAUCUUAGACGGGCACAAUGUUUAUGACUUUGUUGAUGCAGAUAUCUUGCAGAGGUUGGAGGAGCUGGAGAGAGAGGAGGGCCUUCGUCUGGAGGCUGAGGCCGAGGCAGAGGAUGAUGCCCUGGACAUGGAUGCCAGAGACUUGUCACCAGAGGAGCGAGAGGCGCUGGCGGAGAUCAAGAAGAAGAAGGCGAUGCUCAUCCAGGAGCAUAGGAUCAAGAAGAGCACUGCCGAGAGCCGUCCCACUGUGCCCAGGAAGUUCGACAGGUACAGAUCGUUCACCACCAAGAGGAUGGGGAGAGAGCUUUCAACUCUGGGGAUGGACCCCUCUGCCGCCAUCAACCGGGCUCGGAGCAAGUCCCGGGUCGGCCGGAAGAGAGAAAGAUCGCAGGCCAGAGGGGACGAUGAAGCAGUGAAUAUGGACGUCGACCAACCCAACAAGAAGCUGCGGCUCCGAUCGCGGUCCAGGUCGCGGCCUCCGGGCGAGGUCGUGCCCGGAGAAGGGCUCAGAGAUUCGGCCCAGAAGGUGAAGGCGAUCAAGCUCGCUAAGAACUCGGUGAAGCUGAGGAACAAGUCUGCUCGCCGGGGAGAGGCGGACAGGGUAAUCCCCAACAUGAAGCCGAAGCAUCUCUUCUCCGGGAAGCGGUCCAUCGGGAAAACCAGCCGCCGCUGA